ACGGCCUACUUUUCGGACGGAUUUUACGUUGUUUGACGCAAUUUUUGCACCGACUUUCUGCCUUCUUUUUUCGUCACACGCUCCCCAAUUAAUUUCGCAGGUCUUCUGAUCGAUUCCCGCCCCGUUUAUUAAAGCAACCCCCCUCCAAAUCCUCAUUCUCCCACAACGUCUUCUUCCCCUAAAAAAAAUAUGCAGGUUUUCAAAGCAGGAUAGGUAUACAUGUUAUUUGCAGAUUGUUUACAUCAGAGGGCUUCUUCUUCUUUAGAGCUGGAAACAGGUCUGAGAGAAUCUGCGUGGAGUUUUAUUUUUCCCCACUUCAUUUUCAGGUUUUUUCCCCUUAUUUUUGCCGUUUCCGCUUUAGUUGGCCUGUUUUUUGCCGUCGUUUUCUCUGAUUGUUUGGGGUUUGGUGAUUCUGCAAUGGCUCAAGACCUCCUGCUAUAAAAUCCCCUGAUUUAACUAGCGGUUUUAAAAGUUUUAGUUUUAAUGUCUUGUGCAAAUUAGGUCAAGUAUCAAAGCCGUUGCCUAUUCUCUUACGGUUUUUGUCCUUGAAGGGUAGGUUUUGUCAUAUAUUUUACGGUGAAGGGAUUUAGAUGGCAAGUCCAGGGUUUGAAACUGUUGCCCUGUAAUAAUCCGAAUAAUCUCAAAUAUUGGAUGCUUAUUUUUUGUGGCAUAGUGUUAGAGAUGAAUAGCUCUAGGGUUUGAAAGGAUUUAAGUCUAUAUUUUCCCCUUCUCUUUAAAUCUGAUAAUCGGGGUUUUAAAGUGGUAGUAGGAUAGGAAAUUUCUAGGUCUGGGGCCUAAGUGUAGCCUACAGGAUUUAGUCAAAUCUAAAGGUUUGAGAGGAUUAGUCCGCAUUUUCCAGAUUUUGAAGCUUAAAUCCUGCUGUUCUCCUAAGAAAUCGCAGGGUUGAGAGGACUGCCCUGCAUUUUUUACUCAAAAAUCACGGUUGUAAAGGAUUUUUUCUAUAUGUUUGGAAAGCCCAGGCUUUAAAAGCAUUAACCUGCAUUUUUCUUGGCAAGCCACGGUCUGAAAGGGUUUUGCCUCCAGAUAUUAUUAAAAUUUGUGGAUUCAAAUAACUUUUCAUUAGAAGUAUCUAGAAGCUUGAAGAGUCUAGGCGCAGGAGCCUCCUCCUUGAGGUUUCGGGCGCCGAUCAUGGUUUUGCUUUGAGUCCAUUCUGCGGCUCAUAAAAUCUGCUACAUUUUGUGGUCGCGAGCCUUGAUUUGGCACGGCAUUUUGUACGAAGAUGCUCAAGAGCAAUGUUUGGCAAGACGUUGAGGCGACGAAAGGCGUAUCUUUGUCCAAAGAAGUGCAUUUCAGAGGAGUACGGAAGCGGCCGUGGGGGAGAUUUGCCGCAGAGAUCAGAGAUCCGUGGAAAAAAACGAGGGUUUGGCUCGGUACGUUUGAUACAGCAGAAGACGCCGCCCGUGCCUACGAUAAUGCGGCGCGGGCUCUUAGAGGUGCAAAAGCGAAAACAAAUUUUCCUGUUCCCUGCGAUGAUCAGAGCACGAGCCAAAGCAGCACUGUAGAAUCCUCCAGCGGGCAAAAAAAUAGCCUUUCGAAGAAGAGCACAGGGAGCGGCGAUCUAAACAGAACAGGCUCUCGUUUUGUGAAGGCCAGGGUUUCCAAAGACGUCCUUAAUGGCAAGCGAGUCAAUGGAGAGAGAAGUACUGUAUCUAAGAGAUACAGGAGAGGGAAGGUUGCAAAUGGUGGCUACGAUUGGGCGAAUGGUGUUAUGCCGCCGCCUUUAGGGUUUGAUGCCGCGGCUUGCCAUAGCGAUUGUGAUUCAUCAUCUUCUGUUGUGGAUAAUGACGCCCUUGAGGCUGCUUCAUGCGAUGAAAUGCCGUUAAUUGAAGGCAAUUCAGAAAUGGUCAGGCUUUUUAAUAGGCCCGAAGAGCGCAAGUUUUUGCUGCCGGAUUUGAACCUGACGCCUUGUGACUGUGACGACGACGACAAAGACUACAGAAAUUUUUGGGGCAUAUCAUUGCGUCUGUGAUGGUAUGUUUGACUUGUUUUUCCUCCUCAAGUUUGUGGUCGCAAGCUUAAUUUGAAUCCUGCUUUUUUGAUUAGUAGGUGUUGCUUGUGUGGAUUUGGCUGUCUGAAUCUGCGGGCUUUUCCUCUGAUUUAUGUAAAUGGGCGCUCUUGCCUGGGAACUUUCAUUGCUUCCCAUGUUUCGGGGAAAUCAGUAAAAAAUUGCGUUAGAAAUACUACAGCAAAUUGCAAUCCCAUUUUUGUGUCAUAGGAGCAUAGGCAGAUCUAUAUCAUCUGAGGCUUGUGGUUGAGUCCGAAUGGUCUCAGGCUUAGUUACAUGGGCCUUUACUUUUUGACUAUAAUGUACAAAGAAGAAAUGGGUAAUAGAAUAUUGCUAUUUCAGUA
Cryptomeria japonica (Japanese cedar) is the source of this 2370-nucleotide messenger RNA. Its product is annotated as ethylene-responsive transcription factor 3. NCBI's taxonomy places the organism in Eukaryota, Viridiplantae, Streptophyta, Pinopsida, Cupressales, Cupressaceae. The transcript has a single exon. The coding region runs from base 1241 to 1990 and encodes 249 amino acids. Gene Ontology annotation, molecular function: DNA binding; DNA-binding transcription factor activity. Gene Ontology annotation, biological process: regulation of DNA-templated transcription. The record is from RefSeq and is a predicted model, not a curated record.